GGGAGCGCAGGGAAGGCGGGCGGAGGCGGGGGGCGGGGAGCCCGAGGGGUGGAAGCCGGCGGCGGCGGCGGCGGCGGCCGAGCGGGGUCAGUUCUCUGUAGUGCUUGCCAAUGUUGGAGCCGUCUGCAAAGUGUCCCUGGCAAGAAGUUUUUGGAGCCGUGAGGGAUACAGCAAUUUGGUCAAUAUUGUUUUAACAUGCUUCAAAUAAAUCAGCUUCUCUCCAAGAUAAAAUGGCAAACCCCAAAGAGAAAACUCCAAUGUGUCUGGUAAAUGAGUUAGCCCGUUUCAAUAGAGUCCAACCCCAGUAUAAACUUCUGAAAGAAAGAGGGCCUGCUCAUUCGAAGAUGUUCUCAGUGCAACUGAGUCUUGGUGAGCAGACAUGGGAAUCCGAAGGGAGCAGUAUAAAGAAGGCCCAACAAGCUGUUGCUAACAAAGCUUUGACUGAAUCAACACUUCCCAAACCAGUUCAGAAACCACCCAAAAGUAAUGUUAAUAAUAACCCAGGUAGUAUAACUCCAACUGUGGAACUGAAUGGGCUUGCUAUGAAAAGGGGAGAGCCUGCCAUCUACAGGCCAUUAGAUCCAAAGCCUUUCCCAAAUUAUAGAGCUAAUUACAACUUUCGGGGCAUGUACAAUCAGAGGUAUCAUUGCCCAAUGCCCAAGAUCUUUUAUGUUCAGCUGACUGUAGGAAAUAAUGAAUUUUUUGGGGAAGGAAAGACUCGACAAGCUGCUAGACACAAUGCUGCAAUGAAAGCCCUUCAAGCAUUGCAGAAUGAACCUAUUCCGGAAAAGUCACCUCAGAAUGGCGAAUCGGGAAAGGAAAUGGAUGAUGACAAAGAUGCGAAUAAAUCUGAGAUCAGCUUAGUGUUUGAAAUUGCUCUGAAGCGAAAUAUGCCUGUCAGUUUUGAGGUUAUUAAAGAAAGUGGACCACCGCAUAUGAAAAGCUUUGUUACUCGGGUGUCAGUGGGAGAGUUCUCUGCAGAAGGAGAGGGAAAUAGCAAAAAACUUUCCAAGAAGCGUGCUGCCACCACCGUCCUCCAGGAGCUUAAGAAACUUCCUCCUCUUCCUGUGGUUGAAAAGCCAAAAUUAUUUUUUAAAAAACGCCCUAAAACAAUAGUAAAGGCUGGACCAGAAUAUGGUCAAGGAAUGAACCCCAUUAGCCGCCUGGCUCAAAUUCAACAGGCCAAAAAGGAAAAGGAGCCAGAUUAUGUUCUGCUUUCAGAAAGAGGAAUGCCCCGACGUCGGGAGUUUGUGAUGCAGGUCAAAGUAGGCAAUGAAGUUGCUACUGGAACAGGACCUAACAAAAAGAUAGCCAAAAAAAAUGCUGCAGAAGCAAUGCUGUUACAGCUUGGUUAUAAAGCAUCCACUAGUCUUCAAGAUCAACUUGACAAGACAGGGGAAAACAAAGGAUGGAGUGGUCCAAAGGCUGGGUUUCCUGAACCAACAAAUAACACUCCAAAAGGAAUUCUUCAUUUGUCUCCUGAUGUUUAUCAAGAGAUGGAAGCCAGCCGCCACAAAGUAAUCUCUGGCACUACUCUAGGCUAUUUGUCACCCAAAGAUAUGAACCAACCCUCAAGCUCUUUCUUCAGUAUAUCUCCCACAUCGAAUAGUUCAGCUACAAUUGCCAGGGAACUCCUAAUGAAUGGAACAUCUCCUACAGCUGAAGCCAUAGGUUUAAAAGGAAGUUCUCCUACUCCCCCUUGUUCUCCAGUACAACCUUCAAAACAACUGGAAUAUUUAGCAAGGAUUCAAGGCUUUCAGGUUCACUACUGUGAUAGACAAAGUGGCAAAGAGUGUGUGACCUGUCUGACAUUAGCCCCUGUGCAGAUGACUUUCCAUGCUAUUGGAAGCUCCAUUGAAGCCAGCCAUGACCAGGAGUACCCUUGCAUGAAAAGAAUAAAAGAAAAUAGUAGUGUAUCAUCUCAAACACAUGAUUUAUUGUCCAACUCAAAAAAGACAUUCUUAAGGGCACACCUCUCUAGUUCAUAAUGUUUCAGAUAUUGUGGGGUUUCCAAUCAUGUUUUGUUGAUUGAUGGCAAGGUAUUGUGGGGUUUAGGAAAAAGCAGCUAAUUAGGCAGAAAACCUGAGUUUUAGGAACUAACCAUAACGUAAGUUAGAUGCAGCUACCUGAAUGGAUUCUGCCUCUCUUUAGGACCCUGUUUUCUGGAAUGUUAUAUAAGGGAGUUGGUUAGAUGACUUACAAGAACCAUUCCAGUGCUUCCGUUUUAUGAUUCUGUGACUGAUCUUCCUGCUCCCGGUUAAAUGAAACCAACCAAUAAUAAGCAGUUGACAGCAUAUUGACCUUGAAAGCAGUUUUGAGAUGACUGCAGUGCUUCUCCGAGUUUGGCCCUGACACAUGCUCCUGCUGCAGGAAAGCAUGCAAUAGCAGUAGAGGGAUGGGGACCUAAACAAACUUACAGAAUACAUUUUGUGUAUAAAAUGAUAACUUAGCUGUAUGCUGGGUUCGGGAGAAACGACAGGAAUGUUGGACAUGGUUCCUGCUGUCGUGGAGCUUGCAAUCUAGCAACUUUACUACUUUGAAUAUUUAUCAAAAAGUCUAGCGACUGCUGUACCCCUCUAUAUCCAUUCAUGGCAGAAACAGGUGCAAUAGCAGCACAAGAUAACCAUCCUACAAAGAAAAGAAAUGAAAGUGCUUCUGAAGCCCACACACCUAAGAAGAACAAGAGCAGCCCACUGUUAGCAGAGGUAGCAUGUUGCUGUAAAAUAGCACUGGAAUGGGAAUAGAGACUGAGAUCAAACCUAGAUUUUCCAUGAAGUAGCCAUAGGAACUUGUCUCUGUACCUCUUGGAACUUGGCUUCUUUAGGAGUGAAAUAAUGAGGCUGGUUCAGGCUUAUGCCCAGUCCAUGUGGCCACAUAUACAAAGCGCUGGGCUGGUGUUAGUCCAUAUGGCACCUUUACAAAUUAAAAAAAAAGAUGCUUCUUCCUCAAGGCAUUUUACUGCUCUCCAAAUCCGUAAGACGUAUAGCAGGAAUAGAACCUCCCCCUCCACACACACCCAUGAAGUGUUCAGUACAUAACCUGUACAACUGUACAUAGAGGUCUUAUACUUGAUCUAUCUGGAAUGUCAGUUUUACUCAAUGGUAAGUAAAUAAAGUUAUUUUUAUGUUAAAGCAAAUACAGUUGCAUGGGAAAUGAUGAACUUGCAUGAAGUUUUAAGGUAAAAAAAAGACUUCAGGAAAGGCAUUGAUAAUGGUCAGAUGGAUGGAUGGAAGAUGGAUGGUUAGAUGCAUAAAUGAAGGGAGCUGUGACUGGAGUGGUCAUCCUCCCUGCCACAUGCUCUACUCUGGCAGCCUCUGAGGUACAAAUGGAAGUAGGGGCAUGAUCAGUGCUCCUCCCUGCACUUGGAUUACUGGGCUCCCUGAGGAAGAGAGACACAGUGAACCUCUGCUCCACAUCCUGCAGCUUUUCUGCAGUAUGUUGCCAUUACCCUUUCCUCAUACUGAGGGUCUGUGUAAGCAACAAAUACUUCUUCACCAUGCCAAAAGAAUAAACUUGAUCUCGUAAGUCGGAAAGUGUGGACCACUAAAUACUGCUUCACCUAUUAAUCAGUAAAUACCAGAAAACAUUUU
Mustela erminea (ermine) is the source of this 3590-nucleotide messenger RNA. RefSeq names its product staufen double-stranded RNA binding protein 2 (gene STAU2). Bases 231 to 1988 code for a protein of 585 amino acids. The transcript has 15 exons. NCBI's taxonomy places the organism in Eukaryota, Metazoa, Chordata, Mammalia, Carnivora, Mustelidae. The record is from RefSeq and is a predicted model, not a curated record.